This is a messenger RNA of Sparassis crispa, 1347 nucleotides long. RefSeq lists its product as hypothetical. Bases 1 to 1347 code for a protein of 448 amino acids. Lineage: Eukaryota; Fungi; Basidiomycota; Agaricomycetes; Polyporales; Sparassidaceae. The transcript is spliced from 7 exons. The record is from RefSeq and is a predicted model, not a curated record.
AUGGGAAUAUUAAACACCUGGCUCGAUACCUCUCCGCCAAUAUGGUCAGAUAAACUCACCGAAUCGGUUCAACCCUACAGCGAUAAGACGUCUCCGCUUGACUUCUACCCAGUUCCCAUUGCUGUCACACAUUCCGCGAACGAUUCUGCUUCGUUCAUUCGACCUGUGGCACCGGAGAGGAAAGAUGACACUAUCCCAUCCAUGUUCGCACGGCAGAGGGAGGCUCAAGAACUUCCUGCAACACAAAGGAGCCAACAUAUCGCGUCAUCACCAGCAGGUCCCAGCCAGCAGGGGGAGAGUUCUGGCACCUGUGUCCCGCCAGAAGUUAUCACUGUUUCUGACGACUCUGAGGAGGGAUCAGUCGAGCGUGACGAUCCGAAGGGUAAGAAGAAGGCAACAUCAAAGAGCUAUCAUGUGAAGGCUAAGUUCCAACUUACAUCAACAGGGAAGCAAAGGCACGACCGAUCGCAAGGGUCUAGCCUGAGAGGUGAGGGCUCGGGCACGCAUGUCGCCACUUCCGAACUUGAAGCCAAUGAUAACUCAGACAUUGAGGAAGGCAAUAUCGAAAAGUUCUCGUGCCAAGGUCAGUUCCUUACUAAACUGUUAAGGCUGGACCCUCGAAAUUUCCCGAUAUACAGAGGCGCAAGCAUAGCGCAUCGCCACAGCGAGUCCAGCCACAAGCGGAAAUGUUUCGGCAAACGUGUCUUCACCUCUGAAGCCGACGAUCUUUCGAAUGUUGAGACAGUUGAGCCUGUUGAGGAUCUCAGGAGCAAGAAGAAGCCAACGCCAAAGACCUCCCGUGCCAAGUCUGGGCCCUCGAAAUCUAUCUCAACCAUGAAGAGGAAGCCCAGUGAACCACUACAAGAGGGGUCCAGCCAGCAGGGCAGGCAUUCCAGCGGACAUAUCGUCAUUUCUGAGGACCAUGAUGACUCGGCCGUUGCGUUGGUCGAGAACAUUGGCAAUCCUAAAAGUAAACAGAAGGAGACAUCGAAGAAGGUGGCUGUGCUAUCCAAACGCACCUCCUCAACAAGGAAGGGAAAUCACGGCUCGUCUCCUCAACCCGAGGCAGAGUUGGCGGAUGCUACUUCUAGCGCAUAUUCUCUCACUUCCGGAAGGGAGCCCGUUGAUGAUGACUCCGAUGAGGAGGUUGCGCCCACAGAUGAUCCCAAGGGUAAGAAGAAAGUGACAACAAGGGCCUCUCGUUCUACGGCAAUGCGGGGCCAAUCUACUAUUCCACUAGAUAGGGAGUAUGUUCGAUCUAGCUCAAUAGGAUUAAUGGGUUUCUGGCCUGACCUGACGGAAGGACAAGUGCAAUGGGUAGCCUACAAGAAUGAUAAAGCAUGCUAG